AAUUGAUUCCCACCCUCCUCUCACGCACUUUAUUGCUUUAUCACUCUUACAUUCCCAUCUCCUUGUCUUUAAGAGGCUUGGCUUGUUUACUUCGCCUUCUUCCUCCUCCCACCGCCAAAACCCGGGAAGGGACGUUUGAAUGACGAGAACGUCUUCCUUCCGGACUACAAUUCCCACCACGUGCCUGACUGAUCCCUAAAGAUGCAAGGUGCGAGGCGUUUCCCAGCAUGCACCGGAGUCCUUUGCCGAACUCCAUUUCCCAGGAUGCCUUGGGCAAGUGGAAGGCGGUUAAAGGAAGGCGGCAAAGUCUGCGGUGUAAACGCAGCUGCUGGGUCCGGGUCUCGUGCUUCGCGAAGGGGAUGGAGGGGCAAGUUCAGCGACGCCAGGCUCUUUACAAGGGCGCCCGGACCCCGCCUUGGAAGGAGACCUUCAGGCAGCGCUGCGUCGAGAGGCUGAAGAGCAGCCGUGCCAGGCUCUUGGACAGAUACCGCCACGUAGGAGAAGACACAGCGCAUCAAGCCAGCAAAGCCCUCUUGGUCCAGGAAGUGAUGGAAAUGGAGUGGCAGGCUCUGCAGCCUCUAGAUUUCCAGCUGCCCUUCCCCAGGAAACAAGAAACUAACCCUCAAGUCACUGCGAUGCUGGACGUCUUGGAGGAAAUCCAGGAGGAGCUGAUCUUGCAAGAACAGCUGGCCGUGGAAGAGUACGAACAAAGCCUGCGCUUUGACGAGGAGUGCCUGAAUGCAAUGCUGGAUGGCUUGGAUGCAGAGCGCAAGGUCAUCUGCCCGGUUUGCAGAAGGAACAAUCUCUGUGUGAUGAGUCACUCGGUCGUGUGUCCAUGUGGGCUUUCCAUCAGCACGCAGGGGAUGACCAAGGAGAAGCUCUGCUCCUCGCUGGAAGACUGUGUGACAGAACACAGCCACCGCUGUCAGCAAUGGCCUGAAUUUGCUGUAACCAGCUGGGCAGAAGGCAAAGCACAUCUGCUCAUGAGCUGUCAGGUUUGCGAUUCAUGGGCGGUUAUUUUGUAGCCGUGGCUCCAAAAUAAGUAUGCUUGGACUCGAGACAUGCAAGGAAGCCUUCGGACCACCCAAGAAAGCCAUUUGCAUCACUUUCCAGGAAAGCAGAUAACUCUCGAGUCUUUCCCCAUGUCCCCUUCUGAGAAGCGUCUUAUCUACGUGUGGGUUUAAUACACACAUAAUGUACAUAAUGUCAAAAAGUGCCCUUUAUUGAUUCCUUGAUGCAUGUUGUUUACGGUGGUUCUCGGUUGAGCAAAAAUACCUUUCGAUGUUGAGAGAGGGUGGGUCUUGGUGCACAUGGAACAAAUGGGAUAUUUUGUUUUCCUGUUUCGUGACGUUAAGUGGGCAGCUGCCUUGAAAUGUUUAUCCAGAUUUCACUGAUCCUGCUAUCAGAGCAGGGAGUGUUGCUCAAAGUGCAUCCUUUUCCUGCUUAAAAAGUGCAAGGUUCACUGAAAAGAAGGUAGGAUGACAUGAGGUCAUGAAAACCCACAGGGUUGAUGUGUCAGAACCCCCCCUCCCCUAAGGCAGACUCGUGUCACAUACAUCCUUUUAAUAAUUCUCUGCGAAUAAAGUUGGACUGCAACUAUCA
Molecule: messenger RNA, 1602 nt
Organism: Zootoca vivipara (common lizard)
Lineage: Eukaryota; Metazoa; Chordata; Lepidosauria; Squamata; Lacertidae
Gene: RPAIN
Product: RPA interacting protein
Biological process (GO): protein import into nucleus
Cellular component (GO): nucleus; PML body
Source: RefSeq, a predicted model, not a curated record